GCAUUCUGGGUGUUUCCUCUGCAGCUCCAUUGGCCCAGGCAGAGCUAUCAGGGAGGCUGCUGGCUAUGGACACCUGCUCAGAAGACCCCCACCUGGGCGGAGCCUCCUGGCUCCUGGGAUUCACCAGACUUCUCCUCGCCACCUGCCCCUGCCCUUCUGUCCCUCUCUGGGUUCAGCACCUUCUGCAGACCUGAGAGCUCUCCGGCCUUCCCCCGUCUUGAGUGGGCUUCCCGCUUGCUCAGGCUGAGGCUCACCAUCCAGCUUCUGGGCAGCUCUUCCCCUGCAGCCUGAGAGCUGAGCCUCCUCUCUCCCGGGUUCCCCCUUUUCCAGCAGGUGCUGGUUGACCCUCAGCUCUCCCCAUGUCUCUGUCCUGCCAAAGCCCGCCGAGUACUUGAGUCCCCUCUCCCAGGACAAGAGCUGGGGGUGAGACCCCAGAACUGCUUGGACCCCUCUGAGCAGACAGCGGUGCUGGCAGGGAGGAGCUCUGUGCAGGGAAGGGCAGGGAGGGCAGGAGAUGGGCAGGGCAGAGCAGGUGGAGAGGGAAGCCGGCUCCUGGUCUGGCUCUGCACUGUGUGACCCAGGACAAGAUCCCCCCUGAGUGAGUCCCUUCUCUGUGAAAGGUCCCCUCGAAGCCCUCCAACUGUGACAUCCUGGGAUUGGGGGUGUCCACCUGGAGGGGACUGACCUGUGGCUUCUCCCAGGCCUCUGCUCUGUGUCUCCCUUCUGUCCUGUCCUUGUCCUGCAUCCUGACAGGGACUGACGGUGGGGAGCCUGUUUGGGGCCCUUAAGAGCCCAGAGCCCUGGCCUCUCGUUGUCACGUCCAUGAACCUCCAAGGAGGGAGGAGAUGCUCUCUCCAAGGCUUCCCUGCAAUGCCCUGGCCCUCAGCAGGCUCCGUCUCUGCUGCCGAGAGGGGACUGCAGAGCCCCCGCUGCAGGACCCCAGGUCUUACCCCGGUGUGUGGGCCCCGGUCUGCGGGCCCACUCAGGACCACGAGCUGCAGCGGGGAGCCGCCGAGAUGCGCUGGCGAACAGCCUGGCCUGGGCCGGGCAGCUGCUGCCCGAGCUCCGCAGAAACGCCCGCUCCUGUCGCCCUGUUCCCCUGGGGCGGACCCCUCUGACCCACGCAGGGGCACUGAGAGGAACGGCGUGGGCUCGGAAUUCCUGGGGAGCAGCCCGCGGGCAGGGGCCGCCAUGGGGAUGGAUCUGCGGUCCCUCGGAAGCCCCAGGCACAGUUCCCACUGUUGGAACAAGGGCCGGUUCUCUGACUCGGGGUUUGCGUACUGUGGGUUCCAGACUCUGCGUAUUUCCACACGAGACGAGCCCUGGCUGCGGGGACUGGGGUGGGGACUUGGGUGUGACGGGACACUGUGGUUCUGUGCAUUAAUUCAUGAGGAAGGCCAGUCGCAGGAAGAGUCAGUCCACCCUUCACGGGCCACCAGGAACCCCGAUCGACAUACGCGGAUGUCCUGUGUGUGCACAGGUCUAGCGUGUCUGCGGCUGCAUGGAGAGGUCGCACAUCUUCAUGGCGCUGACUUUUGGGAGGGGGCGCCCCUCGAACUUCUGCUGGAAUCAACCCCAGAAUCCGUAGGAGAGCUUUGGAUGACAGAACACUUCACAAUCCCGAGACGACUCGCCGGGGGAGGGGACAUCCCCACACCGAGUCCCAGGCACGAGACACCACUCUGCACAGCAGCUCAGGGUUCUCAGCCACCUGGUGAUGGGGGACGUGACAGGGACCAUGGAAGCCAGCUGCUCUGGACACGGCCAGGAGAGUCCUCUCGCUCAGGAAGGCCCCGGCCAGACUUUACUCCCGUGGCCACCUAUGGGAUCCCAGCAUGGGUGUCUCUGUCCCGGGGCCCAUCCCUGAGCCCACGGGGAGCCCCCGACAGGGGCAGCUGGGGAGAGACAUGGACUCCAUCCUGGCACCUGGGAAGGCCGGCUGAUCCCAGGUGUGCUCGGUCAAGAAUCAUCAUCGUGGUCAUGAGAGCAGCUCACACGAUGGGAACGCCUUCCUCUCCUGACAUCCUAGCACGCAUUCUGGGAGGGCUGCACGGCUACUGUGUCCCCGUCCCAGAGGAAGGCUGGAGGCAAGGAGGUCACUGCUCCCGUCCACGGGCUCAAGGGAACGGAGGACCUGGUCUCAAGCCUCCCGGACCCUCCCGUCCAGGGUGCCGACCGUCCUGCUGCAGUAGACCUCCCGGUCUGAGACCCAAGCACGUUCCCUGUGCGUCCGACUCACACAGGACGCUGAAGCCAAGAAGGUUCUAGAAGGAAACGAGAGAGACUUAGGAGCACAUUUGAUUGGGGGGUGAUCUUUUCAUGCCAGAGAUAAACCAGUAAGCCUUAAAUGAUCCAUACGUUUAGCUUCAUGAGGACAAUAGCAGGGCCAUGAGUCCAAGACAAUGGUGAAACACAAAAUGGAAACUAUUUAUAUAAACUACGAUAGAAAACAGGCUAAUCUUCUUAAAAUAGGCCUAGCUCCUGAAUUCUAAUAAAAAAACAGAAUCAUGGGGAGAGGACAUGAGCAGACAGCUCACAGAGGCCAGAAAAGGAGAUCAACAGUCACAGGAUAUGAUGACCGGGCUCGUGUGCAGGAGAAAUGCUCCUUAGAAUAUGACGUGAUAGGGGCGCCUGGGCGGCUCAGUCGUUAAGCUUCUGCCUUCGGCUCAGGGCCUGAUCCCAGGGUCCUGGGAUCGAGCCCCGCAUCAAGCUUCUCCACUGGGAGCCUGCUUCUCCCUCUCCCACUCCCCCUGCUUGUGUUGCUCUCUCACUGGCUGUCUCUCUCUCUGUCAAAUAAAUAAAUAAAACUUUUAAAAAAGACAAAAGAAUAUGAUGUGAUAUAAUUUUCCCUUAUCAGUUUGGCAAAGGGCAACAAGUUCGGUCACCAUGUGCUGGUGGGAGCUCAACAUUAUUGGGAGAACAGCUGGGGUCACAGUCAGGGGGCGGUGAGGGAGGUCUGUCGAAGUUGAGAUGGACCUGCCCUUGGUCUGUUAGACCCACCCAGUGAGUUGUCCCAGUGUCUCUACACCCACGUGUGCUGUCCACAGAACCGUGUGUGACGCAUGUACACGCACAU
Molecule: messenger RNA, 3076 nt
Organism: Ailuropoda melanoleuca (giant panda)
Lineage: Eukaryota; Metazoa; Chordata; Mammalia; Carnivora; Ursidae
Exons: 2
Coding region: 823-2268 (481 amino acids)
Cellular component (GO): membrane
Source: RefSeq, a predicted model, not a curated record